GUGUGCGGCUGCGCGCUGCUCAAUGCUUUCGCCGUUGCUGACGCGAGUGGUCAGGAAAACGGAGUGUGUGUAGCUACUCUCUGGCAGCUAGCUAGUUAACGAAGGCCAGAGUGUAGUAUUAGUUGGGAGCGUAGGGGACGAGGUAAUGAUAGUGAGUCAGCGGCAAUAACCAGCUUGUUACCAACCUCUCCCGUAUGUGAUCGCCCUUGCUCGUCGUCGGACGCUGCCAGCGAGGGCCAAGGAACAAAAUAGCAUAUCGCCAUUAUAUGAUCCAGUGUCCAGCGUCACUUUUACCCUCCAUGUGGGUGAGGGAACUGUGUGUAUCAGAUUAUGGCGAGAAAAACAGUUAGCAGGAAAAGGAAGGCAGGAGAGCCCAAAGACCAACAACAGCUGGGCUGGUGUCAAGCGCCACACAAGCGGAGCCGUGUUUCUUGUUCAUCACGUCACGCCCAGCAGUGGUGGUGCAGUCGGCGCUCGGUGGUAUGUGCUCUCCGGGGGCGGGAGUUCAGACCUCAACAGCAGCAUGAGUUGCGGCUCCAGCGGAGCCUUCAGGGUUUUGCGGCUGGCAGGCUCCCCGGCAUCCUCAAGGAGAGGGAGUUCUCCCUGGGGCGACUCAACAAGGUGUUUGCUUCACAGUGGCUCAACCACAGGCAGGUGGUAUGCGGGACCAAGUGCAACACGCUUUUUGUAGCUGAUGUCCUGACGGGGCAGAUAACGCGCAUUCCCAUGCUGAAGGACAGGGAGUGUCAUGGUGGAGGCUCUGGGGUUGCGGGUGCAGUGGUGGCGGGGCGGCAUUACCACCCCAUAGCAGGCUCUCGUGCCCGGCUGGACCAGCAGGGUUGUGGGAUCCACGCUAUUGAACUCAACCCCUCCAGAACACUGCUAGCCACCGGAGGAGACAACCCCAACAGCCUGGCCAUCUACCAGCUGCCCACACUGGACCCUGUUUGUGUGGGAGAUGAAGGUCACAAUGAUUGGAUCUUCUCCAUAGCAUGGAUCAGUGACAAUAUGGCGGUUUCUGGGUCCAGAGAUGGCUCCAUGGGCCUGUGGGAGGUGACCGAGGACGUAAUGAGCCAGGCUGAACGCAGUCAGAAUGAGGAGGCAGUACCUUCAUACGCCCACAUCUCCCACCGUGCCCUCAAGGACAUCCCAAAGGAGUACACCAACCCAUACAACUGUAAAGUCCGUGCACUGGCCUUCAACAACAAUCAUAAAGAGCUGGGUGCUGUCUCUUUGGAUGGCUAUUUCCACCUUUGGAAAGCUGAGCACAACUUGUGCAAGAUACUCUCCACCAAGCUGCCUCACUGCAAAGAGAAUGUGUGUUUGGCAUAUGGACAGGACUGGUCCGUGUACGCGGUGGGUUCUCAGGCCCAUGUUUCCUUUCUGGAUCCACGGCAGCCUACACACAGCAUCAAGUCUGUCAAUUCCAGAGAGAGGGGAAGCGGGAUCCGUUCAGUGAGUUUCUACGAGCACAUUGUUACAGUGGGCACCGGCCAAGGUUCCCUUCUCUUCUACGACAUCCGGGCCCAGAGAUUCUUGGAGAACCCUUUGAAUCCAGCCGGAGGGUACCGAAAGUGCCCAGGAGAUGGCAUACUCAAACUCUCUACAGGGAAAGGCUGGCUGAAUCACGAUGAGACGUGGAGAAGUUACUUCUCAGACAUUCAUUCCUUCCCCAACGCGGUGUACACCCACUGCUACGACGACUCUGGCACCAAGCUGUUUGUAGCGGGUGGACCACUCUGUUCUGGCCUGCACGGCAACUACGCAGGACUGUGGAGCUAGCCUCUUCGUCUUCUCCCUCCCUCUAUCACUACAUCCUCGUCCAGAUUUAUUCCUAACCAGUCCCUCCAUCCCUCUUCUUCUACAAGUCACUCUGUUUUGCUCACACAUGGACUCAGGAGCAUGAUUUUGCCCCCCCACAGUAUCACAGCUUUGAAUAUUGUGUAGGUUUGUGUCCACUUUUACACUAUACCUUUCUCCUCCAAUUAUUCUUUUGCUCCUUCCACCUCAGCUACUCAGUUUUUUUGGGGGUUUUUUUAUAUAUGAAAAUGUACAAACAAUUAACUAGUAAUUUUCAAGAGCUGCAAAGUCUGCCACUGAGGAACUCGGAAGACUUUUGAAAAAAAACAUUAAGAAUAAAGUAAUACGUGUUCUCAUCAUUUAAAACAUCCAAGGAAUUAGGCUCUGGUCUUUUGCAGGCUUGUUUUUUGUAUGUAAGAAUAGUGUUUACCGCUGCUUCCUCUGUGUGUCUUUGUGAAAUAUCUGUGGAAUUUUUCUCCCCAAAGUUCCUUUUCAGUCUCUCACUGAAAUGGAUGGCAAUAAAAGAGAGGGAGAGAGGAAGAAGGACUGAAGAGACAAUUCAUUUUGAAGGACUGAACCGGAGUGCAGUUUGACGUUUGAUAAAGAAUAUUAACUGGUUGGAACAGUGCGCCCUGUCCCACAAGAAUCACAAAGAACUUCGCUCUUCUCCAGGCAGAAGUAAAAAAUUAAGAAGCCAAUCAAAAUGGGACUUGUGUUCAUAUUUUUUCUCACUGAGAUGAUGUAAAGGAGGAAUAUUUAGAUUGCUGAAUGCAGUGUUCUGCUCUGAAUUAAUCCCAACAAAUGCAUAUUUUAUUUUUGACUGUGUGUGAUUUGACAGGCAAACCUCUGCUGAUAUUCUAA
Perca fluviatilis (European perch) is the source of this 2661-nucleotide messenger RNA. It is a transcript of the gene dcaf12, whose product is annotated as DDB1 and CUL4 associated factor 12. The transcript has 9 exons. The record is from RefSeq and is a predicted model, not a curated record. The coding region runs from base 331 to 1782 and encodes 483 amino acids. Gene Ontology annotation, molecular function: protein binding. Gene Ontology annotation, cellular component: Cul4-RING E3 ubiquitin ligase complex. NCBI's taxonomy places the organism in Eukaryota, Metazoa, Chordata, Actinopteri, Perciformes, Percidae.